Molecule: messenger RNA, 1096 nt
Organism: Phragmites australis (common reed)
Lineage: Eukaryota; Viridiplantae; Streptophyta; Magnoliopsida; Poales; Poaceae
Exons: 8
Coding region: 241-825 (194 amino acids)
Biological process (GO): endoplasmic reticulum to Golgi vesicle-mediated transport
Cellular component (GO): TRAPPI protein complex; TRAPPII protein complex; TRAPPIII protein complex
Source: RefSeq, a predicted model, not a curated record
GUGUCACUGACACCACGACACAUUCCCGAGUCUCGACCGACCCGGCUCCAGCGCUUCUCUUCUCUCCGAUCUUCCCCUCCCGCACCAUCUCCCCCCGCGCCUCCUCCGUCCGCCGCCGCGUAUCCUCUUCUCGCCACCGACCAAGGUACCCGCCCUUCGCCCCCGGACUCCUCGCCUCCGAUUCCUUAACCCCAAGAAGACGGUGGAAGAGAGACAGACCCCAGAGAAGGGCGGGGCAAGAUGAUCGGCGUGGGGAAGGCGAAGCAGUACACCAACGUGCUCGACAAGCCCCUCAGCCGCGGCAGGCAGGAGGUCAGUUUGAGCGCAUUCGCAUUCUUGUUCUCAGAGUUAGUUCAGUACAACCAGACACAAGUUGACAACAUUGCUGAGCUGGAACGGAGACUGGAGGAUGCUGGUUAUGCUGUCGGUGCAAGGGUGCUUGAACUUCUCUGUCACAGAGAGAAGGGAAAUAGACGAGAGACACGACUUUUGGGGAUUUUAUCAUUCAUCCACACCACUGUAUGGAAAGUCUUGUUUGGAAAGGUGGCUGACUCACUUGAGAAAGGAACAGAACAUGAGGAUGAAUACAUGAUUAGUGAAAAGGAGCUUCUUGUUAACAGGUUCAUUUCCGUGCCAAAAGACAUGGGAGCAUUCAACUGCGGAGCUUUUGUUGCAGGAAUUGUAAAGGGUGUAUUAGAUAAUGCUGGCUUUCCUGCGGUAGUUACUGCACACUUUGUACCAAUUGAAGGCCAGCAAAGGCCAAGGACGACAAUCUUGAUUAAGUUUGCUGAAGAGGUUUUACAUCGAGAAGCAAGACUUGGCUGAGUUUUAUGCUAUAUAUGUACACCACACCUUUUUUUCUGGUCUAUUUGUAAGGUGAAUCUUUGUUGGGUAGUUUCGUGGUUUCUGGUACUUGAUUUAUGUAAUAGUAGUUUGAGAAUAUAAGUGAUGAAGGUGAGAUUGAAGGUAUUUAUCAUUCUUGUUGGAAUUGUAACUGUAAGACAUUGCUUUAUCUACUAAAACUGCUCCUGUAAUAGAAAUAUGUGCCUGAAUGUUUACCUUAUAUCAAAGAAAUCUUUGAGAAAUCUUUGUUGUA